Molecule: messenger RNA, 4519 nt
Organism: Mastomys coucha (southern multimammate mouse)
Lineage: Eukaryota; Metazoa; Chordata; Mammalia; Rodentia; Muridae
Gene: Arhgef6
Product: Rac/Cdc42 guanine nucleotide exchange factor 6
Exons: 22
Coding region: 117-2507 (796 amino acids)
Biological process (GO): intracellular signal transduction
Molecular function (GO): guanyl-nucleotide exchange factor activity; protein binding
Source: RefSeq, a predicted model, not a curated record
CGUAUGAUCUCUGUGGUUUAGAAAUCCCACGUUCCACUGUUGUCAGAGAAAAGUUGCCUUAAACCUUUGCCCUGCAAGCACCAGAAGAGCGCUCAUAAAAAGGAAGACAGCAGCAGAUGCAAUCACGGAUGUGGCUUAGUCCUCACAGCUGCCCCGAGAGCUGUUCAGAGCGUACGAGAGCCUCAGUCAUGAAUCCAGAGGAACGCGUUGUGACAUGGCUUAUAUCUUUGGGAGUUCUAGAGUCCCCGAAAAAGACCAUCUGUGAUCCAGAGGAGUUCUUGAAGUCCUCGCUGAAAAAUGGGGUAGUGUUGUGCAAACUCAUAAACAGACUUCUGCCUGGCUCGGUGGAGAAGUAUUGUCUGGAACCCCAAACUGAAGCCGAUUGCAUCGACAACAUCAAUGACUUCCUGAAAGGAUGCGCAACCCUUCAAGUGGAAGUAUUUGAGCCUGAUGACCUCUAUUCAGGGGCCAAUUUCUCCAAAGUUCUGAAUACUCUUUUAGCUGUCAACAAAGCAACAGAAGAUCAGCUCUCAGAAAGGCCAUGUGGACGGUCCUCUUCUCUUAGUGCUACAACCAGCUCUCAGACAACCCCACAGGCGGCUGUUCCCAGCACAACUCCAGAGCAGCAAAGUGAGGAAAAGGCAGUGGAGAUGACGGAAAAUGGAAGUCACCAGUUGAUAGUAAAGGCAAGAUUCAACUUCAAGCAGACUAAUGAAGAUGAAUUGUCAGUGUGUAAAGGCGACAUCAUUUAUGUCACUCGAGUUGAAGAAGGAGGCUGGUGGGAAGGCACAUUAAAUGGAAGAACUGGAUGGUUCCCUAGUAAUUAUGUCCGAGAAAUUAAGCCCAGUGAGAGACCUCUGUCCCCUAAGGCUGUCAAAGGAUUUGACACUGCUCCACUUACCAAGAAUUACUACACUGUGGUGUUACAGAACAUCUUGGACACUGAAAAAGAAUAUGCCAAAGAACUUCAGUCUCUUCUUGUUACUUACCUAAGACCCUUGCAGUCUAAUAACAACCUGAGUACUGUGGAGUUUACAUGUUUACUGGGAAACUUUGAAGAAGUAUGCAGCUUUCAACAGACCCUCUGCCAAGCCCUGGAAGAAUGUGCGAAGUUUCCAGAAAACCAGCACAAAGUAGGAGGCUGCCUACUGAACCUCAUGCCUCAUUUUAAAUCGAUGUACCUGGCUUACUGUGCAAAUCAUCCUUCAGCUGUCAACGUGCUCACCCAGCACAGUGAUGAUCUAGAACGAUUCAUGGAAAAUCAAGGUGCAUCCAGCCCUGGUAUCCUCAUUCUAACAACCAGUCUCAGCAAACCAUUCAUGCGCCUGGAAAAGUAUGUUACUCUCUUGCAAGAGCUGGAACGGCAUAUGGAGGACACUCAUCCAGAUCAUCAGGAUAUUCUGAAAGCAAUCAUAGCGUUCAAAACACUCAUGGGGCAGUGCCAAGAUCUGAGAAAGAGAAAGCAGCUGGAAUUGCAGAUCCUUUCAGAACCUAUUCAGGCAUGGGAAGGAGAUGAUAUUAAGACUUUGGGAAACGUGAUCUUUAUGUCACAAGUAGUGAUGCAAUAUGGGGCCUGUGAGGAAAAAGAGGAACGAUAUUUUCUGCUGUUUUCAAGUGUCUUGAUAAUGUUGUCUGCAAGUCCUCGGAUGAGUGGCUUUAUGUAUCAGGGAAAAAUACCAAUAGCAGGGAUGGUAGUGACCAGAUUGGAUGAAAUUGAAGGCAAUGACUGCACAUUCGAAAUCACAGGUAGCACAGUAGAGAGAAUUGUGAUCCACUGCAACAAUAACCAGGACUUCCAGGAGUGGAUGGAGCAUCUGAACAGACUGACCAAAGGACCAGCCUCUUGCAGUUCAUUGUCUAAGACCUCCUCAUCAUCAUGUAGUACUCAUUCUUCUUUUAGCUCUACUGGACAGCCCCGAGGACCCUUGGAGCCUCCUCAAAUUAUAAAACCGUGGAGUUUAAGUUGCCUACGACCUGCACCUCCACUUAGACCAUCAGCAGCACUAGGUUAUAAAGAGAGGAUGUCUUAUAUCUUAAAGGAAUCUAGUAAGAGCCCCAAAACGAUGAAGAAGUUUCUUCACAAAAGAAAGACGGAGAGAAAAGCAUCUGAGGAAGAAUACGUGAUUAGGAAAAGCGCUGCUGCCCUGGAAGAAGACGCUCAGAUUCUUAAGGUGAUUGAAGCUUAUUGCACCAGUGCCAGUUUUCAACCAGGUACUCGUAAAGAUUCUGUUCCACAAGUACUGCUCCCGGAGGAAGAGAAACUCAUUAUUGAAGAAACCAGAAGUAAUGGGCAGACAAUCAUUGAAGAGAAGAGCCUUGUUGAUACUGUCUAUGCCUUGAAGGAUGAGGUCAAAGAACUGAAGCAGGAGAAUAAAAAAAUGAAGCAAUGCCUGGAAGAAGAAUUGAAGUCGAGGAAGGACCUAGAAAAACUGGUCCGGAAGCUGUUGAAGCAAACAGAUGAAUGCAUUCGAGCUGAAUCCAGCAGCAAGACCUCGAUUCUCCAGUAACCAUCGCUGUGCAGCUGAGCACAGUGCCUUCAGCACUUGUUAAAAUGGCCAGCUGAAUAGUUUCACUGUGCAUUUGAGCUUUGUGCUUUGUGGUGUUGGGAUUCUUUCUCUUUCUUCUUCCCUCCUUCCCCCUCUCCUCCCCCCUCCACUGUUUGAUUCAGUGUUUGUUGCUUGUUUAUCAGUUGAUUGACAUUUGUUUUAACGAGAAAUCGCCUGACAAAGUGGCAUAAAAGGCCCCACUACUUUGCUAUGCCCAACAGCCCAUUACUACCUAAUUCGCUGGAGGCUAAGCUUCUCAGGCUAUGUCUAGAGUAGGUGAAAAUGAACACCUUUGCCCAGUGACCCAGCCGCACUUCCCUUGACUGUCAUAUGGCCCCCUUCAGUACUUUAAGAACUUAAUGCCCACGUUGUCUGUUGAGAUAAAGAACAGUGUAGUGCCCUUAUACCCUCUGUGCUGGUGUCCCUUUAAAGUCAAUGUGGUAGGAACCCCAACCAUCCACACCAAUACCAAGUCUAUCAGCAAAUUGCUUCAGGCAGUUCUCCCUCAGCAGCAGGGCAGAGCAGCUUGAUGGAGCACAUAUCCCUAAUGUAGUGUAGCUUUACAGCCCAGCCCUCUGCCUCUACUUAAGUUUUCUACCUCCCUCCAUCCCUGUGCUUUUGGCCAGCCACAAAAAGUGGGGUGUAAACUAUCAUGGAUUUGCUUUGCUUAUUUUGUCAAACAGUUACUAUGAGCAGUGACUUUACUUUGAAUAUUCCAAUGACAAUCUUUUCACCUUUCUAAACAACCUGGGUGAGAAGAUAUUAUGCCCUAGUACCUUCCAUCCCAUCUCACCAAGCUCUGGUUUCUACAGUGAGAAGUUAGACUUAUCAUUGGCCUCUAGUAUGAUGAGCCGGAUUAUAGAUCCUGAGUUAAAGAACCCCUCAUAGCUGAACAGGUUGUCAGUGAAGGCUGAUUGUUUGAAACUAGUUUGCUCAAGUUGUUUAUAAUGUCAACCCAUUGACUUUCUAAGUGGUCCAGAAAAGUGACCUGUGAGAAAUCAGAUUUUGGAGAGCCCCAGAAGAACACUGUAUACCUAAAGUCAACACAAGUCAAAAUGGGCCAAGGAUAGUGGAGCACAGCUCUCACCUACCUCCUCAGAUGACAGGACAACUUGGCCAGAUGGCAAAGUCACUUGAAAUAGAUGUAGAAUGCCAACCAAAAGCUUAUGUGUAUAUUUGCUUGGGCUCUGUAAGUGCUGUUUCAAAACCAACCUCGAGGCCUAAAAGCUUGUUGAGGAGCCCUUUUUCUUUGUGGUAUGGAGGCUCUCACAGUUUCCAUAAUUUCAUGGUACAGUACUAUUAUCUCAUGUUACAUGACUGACAUUCUAGCACCCACAGGAUAUGGAGUAUUCCUGAAGUCCAACCUCAGACAAUCACAGACAGCUAUCUUUGCCAGCUUAGAGAGUAAAGGUUUCUAAGAACGGCUGGUCUGUUUCUAAACCCAGAGAUUUCUAUGAGACAUCUUUCAUGUAAAAAAUUUUUACAAAAGGAAUAACAGUAGCAACCCAGAUGUUCCCAUGUUUUCUGUAUGUGCUUAGUCAAUAGUUGGCAAUCAAUGUGCAAAAUUUUGUCCAUAGGAAAAACACUUUUGUGGUCACCAAAUAAUUUAGUUCAUUGCUUAAGACACGGAAAGGUCUCAUAAAGGAUGUGUACAUAUGCAUGUUUGGGGACUUUGCCCUUCUGAGGAGAGGCCCUUGGUACUCUGGAUAAUGAAACUUGUGCAGUGGGCUGCCCAUGCUUACACUCUAAAUAAUAUAAAGGAAAUGAAGCCAUGUUAACCCCAUAGUCAUGUCUCCAUAGUUGCGUUGUUUACAAUUCUCUGGAAGUAAACUGCUGCCCUUAGGGGCCUUUCAGUUUCCCCUCUGUUAUGUCCCUUCUUAUAGGAGCUCAGAUUUUCUAAACUUGUUUUUAUUUUAAAGACUUUUAAAAUGGACAUUUUCAAUAAACAAGAAUAAACAGUGCUUUAUAAAUAA